This is a messenger RNA of Ceratitis capitata (Mediterranean fruit fly), 9821 nucleotides long. RefSeq lists its product as uncharacterized. Lineage: Eukaryota; Metazoa; Arthropoda; Insecta; Diptera; Tephritidae. The record is from RefSeq and is a predicted model, not a curated record. The coding region runs from base 1556 to 4765 and encodes 1069 amino acids. Gene Ontology annotation, cellular component: neuron projection membrane. The transcript has 8 exons. Gene Ontology annotation, biological process: synapse organization.
AGCUCGCUUGGUCGGUUGGCCUUACAGUGAACCAACAAACUUCAGUAGUACUUCCUAUUGCCUUACACAUUGUCGUUCAACUUGUCGGCGGUUCCGUUUGAUGGAUAAACGACGACCACAAUACAUACAUAACUUUAUCGGUAACAGUCGUGGCGGUGAAGGUGAUGGUGACGUUGUCGGUGGAGACACCUAAUUUCGCUACUAUUUACUUUGCCACUGUGUUAUUGAGUGUGGUUUUGUUUGGUUUUUGUUGUACUACUACAAUCAACGCUGAACGAUGAACGACUACUGGCCAAGCGACCUACCAACCGACUAAAAACAGGCGAACUCGAACUCGUACGCGAAAGCGCCAGGAAAACAAUUGCGGCGAUCUCACUCAACAGUUCAACGUUGGCGCUUAUAACGAACGGUUGGAUGCACUGAUGUGACAUGUCGUGGCAUGCUGUGACGUGAAAGCACGUGAUAAUAGUGCAACGGAAAAAUAAAUUAAAUGCAAAAAAUAUACGUAUAAGCCAUUGUACUCGGGGUUGUGGUGUCUGUAAAUCGUUCGGCUGACUAUUGUACUGGUGUGGAGAGCGGAAAUGUGACAAAAAUGUGACAAAAAUCUGUGAAGGCAUGCUUACAUACCGAUGUAUGAAUGUGGCACCGCUAUGCGGCCAUAAAAAACGCGAUAGUUUGAUGGGUGAUGGAGUGCCGCUGCCGGAGUCUGUGUCGUAUAGACGGCAUAUGAAGUGAAAAAAAGAAAAUAAAAAGAAAUGAAAAUAAAAGUGAGAGAGAAAGAUAAUAUUUGUAAUGGCAAAAAAUUGUCAAGUGGAAGUAGAAUCAUAAAUGCAUAAGCGAAUUUGUGGAAAAAUUGCGACGAUUUAAAAUGAGUGGAGUUCGCGUAAUAUAACGGUUGUACUUAUUCAAACACAAACACAUGAAUGCACAUAAAAAGUUCGAAAAUUUAAAUAAUUGUAAAAAAAAAAGUUUCGCAUUUGCAAGAAAUAAACUUUUCCACUUCUCUUUUGUAAUCCGACAAAGCAGCAACAAUAAAGCAUGCUACUCGCGUGAAGUUAACGGGAAACGGAAAUCGCUGGUGAAGUGUGAACAAAUGUGGCGCAUGAAUUGUUGAUUUUGUAUUUUUUCUUUGCUUUCACUCAAAUGUAUGUACAGAUACAAGGCAAUAAUGGAUGAGCAGCGAUAUUAAAAAAGGAUGCAAAAACGAAAAGACCCGAAAUAUUAUAUGUGAAAGUAAGCAAAAAACACUGAACUUUUCCAGAAAUCCACUGCAUGUAGCUGAAUGAAAAAUGUCAAAGGAAACGAAAAAUUAAGAACUGUUGAAUAUUUAUUGCGCUUACUUGCAAAUUAGUGUGCAAACGGUGGUGUGUCGAAGCGAAAAAGUAGUUUGAAAGUACAAUUGAGUGUUUGUUAAUGAAAUGUCAAUAAGGGAAUGCAAUUAAAGACUCAACAACUGCAACAGUAAAGAAGUUGAUGUUGGUCGAAAGCGGCAAACGGGAAACAGAUACAGAAAGUGUUCAAAAAGAAAGUAACUAAAAAACUUUUAUGUUGCACAAUGUUAACAGAGGCGCAACCAGUACUAGUUGAGGCCUGUGGGAGCACUGCGCAUAUGAAAAUCGCUUUUUGUAACUGCGAAAACAACAAGGAAAAUACCAAAUAUGAAAACAACACAUACAACAGCAAUCAACAUGCUUGCCACACGUACAACACGCGUGCCAUAAGCUACGAAAAACGAUUUUUCAGCAAAAAGUUUAGUCUACUUUUAGGCGUUCGCUCAAGUAAUCAAGUAAAAUGUGUGCUAACGCGGGAGUUGUGUUUUUUCCAUGCUUGUAGACGACGCAGAAAGCGCAGAAAGACCAAGAGUGUUGGAAAGAAGAACACCAACAACAACAUCAAUAACAAAUGUAGCUGCAACAUGCGUACAACAAGCGCUAGGUAUUGCAAAAUAAGAAGAAGAAAACGCAUACUCCGUUGGCAAAUUACAAGCGGUGGUAGUAGUUGUUUCGACGAGGCAACAAGAACAACAUCAAGCUUAAUGCUUGCGGAUUACAUUGACAACGGCAUGUUGCAAGCGCGAAAUAACAAUUGCCUGCGAACGGAAGCGCGAGCAACAACCAAGAACGCUGUUGCUACGCAGAUGAUGCCUGCUUCACCACCACCAACAAAAACCACAAUAGCAAGACUAAUGAUAAAGCUCGUGAAGCGCGAUUGUUGGUUAGGCAAGCGGCGACUGUGGGCAGCGUUGAGCAGAGUAAAGCAGAAGCUAACUAGGUGCAACUACAUGUUGUCUCCUGUGCAACAACAGCAACAGCAACGCAUUCAACAACAACUUCCUACACCUGCCACUGCAAACGCAUUAUCGUGCCGGCUUCCGACUGAUGGCGAGCAAAUGCCGUUAGAAGGACAAGCUAGAACACAUGAGCAGCACAAACUAAAACAAGAUCUCCAACUAGAACAACAACAACAACACUGCCUACUACAAACACAGCAACAACAUGCCAACAAUGUGCAACAUCGAAGUUGGCGAAAUUUAAUUGGAUGUGCUGCAGCAAGCACAUUUACCCCGUUGACAGUCACUAAUUUAAUAAAUACAAUUACAACAACAACAAAUAAUCCCACGACUAAAACAACAAACAGCUCGUCGCCUGCCGCGCUUGUAACCGCAAAAAUUUGUACGCAGAAAAUCGUUGCACAGGCAACAGUAGACAUAACAGACACGAGAACAACAACAGCAACAACAACAAAAAUGACCACACAGCGCCGCCUGCUUAACACCACCGCGCCACUCAAAUCUAAGUGUGGGAGCGGUAGUAGCGUGUUGACAAGCGCAUUAAGGGCGAGAGAGAAAACAACAAAAACAACACGUAUCACAACCACGCAUCAAAUAAUAAAAACUGAAAACGCGACUGAAAAAUUAAAAUUAGCUCAAAGCAGAACAGCAGCGGUCGUGUUCAGUGAUAUUUUAACACUAGUUUUUGGUGUGCUGACGUUGCAAGCAACCGUGCUGCGUUGCCUCCUUUUGCCGACAUUGAUGGCGCUGCUGAUGAUGGCGACUACGUCGUCCACUGUGUCGGCCGUACCCUUGGUGGAGCUGAGCUCACUGCAUUUACCGACACAUCAACAAGCGAGGGAGAAAGACUACAGCAGCAGCAGUAGCAACAACAACAGUUACAGUGACAAUAAUAACAACAGUCCAUUCAACGUAUUAAGCAACAGCAAUAACUUAACUUUCGAAUCAACUUCAAUACAAACUUACAAUCAACGAAACACACAGCUCUUGUUGACCACACCCCCCGAGUCACUCUUGCGCGCCACCCCGCCACCAGCGAGACUAGCGCGUAUGUUGGACAUUGAGGUGUUGAAUGGCAGCAGCAGAGGUAGCAGCGCAAACACCUUGAAGAGUCUUUCAUCUACCCUACACAUGGAGGGGUUGCAGGAGUUAGGCCAAGAGGAUGUAAAUCAGUUGCCAAUCUUUGACUUUGGACUGCCGCGUAAUAUAACGGCACGUACCAGUCAAGCGGAAGCCACAAUUAAAUGUCGGGUCGAGCGUUUGGACGACAAGUCGGUCUCGUGGAUACGUAAACGUGAUUUACAUAUACUGACCGUUGCCACAGCGACGUAUACAUCGGAUAAACGCUUUCAGGUGACUUCCUCAAAAGAUGAUCGUGAAUGGGUGUUACAUGUUAAAUCGCCGCAGGCACGUGAUACCGGCAUCUAUGAAUGCCAAGUGAAUACGGAGCCAAAAAUGUCAAUGGCGUUUCAGUUGAAUAUUAUCGAGAUACCCGCCGAUUCACGCGCCAUCAUCAGCGGCCCAGCGGAUCUGCAUUUCAAAGUCGGCAGCGCAAUUAUACUCAACUGUCAUGUGCAACAGCCGAGCAUUCGUGAUAUUGGACCGAUUUAUUGGUAUCGCGGUGAGCAUAUAAUUACGCCAUUCGAGCUCGACGAUGACGACGAUGAAGUCAGCAAGAGUAGCAGCAACAACAACGGUCAUACUCAUAGCUACGGCAUUGACAUUGCCACACCAGCAUUGGCAGACAAUGAGCUGGAAGUUGAUGUGACAGCGACGAUAACAAAUGCCAAUGCCUUUCCCGGCGGUGGAGCUGGAGCUGGAUCUGUUGCCAUCGCUGGAGGCAGAGGUCGUACGAAGGCGGCAGCUGCGACGACGACAAGUGCGUUGGCAGUGCAACAUGACGGCUUAAGCAACGACAUAACGCCGGACUUUACGGCGCGCAUUGCAAUGGAAUCACAGUUGGGUGACACAAUGAAAUCAAGGUUGCGCAUCUCGAAUGCACAGACAAGGGAUACAGGGAAUUACACUUGUCAGCCGACAACAGCGAGCAGCGCCAGCGUCAUGGUACACGUGAUUAAUGAUGAAAAUCCGGCGGCCAUGCAAAAAAGCAGCGCCAGUUCAAUACACACAACAACAACAGCAACAACGAAGACAAAGCUCCAAACAAACACGCUGUACCUACUGUUGCUGACAGCAAUAGCGACGACAACAGCAGCAAUGGCAGCAGCAGCGACAACAACAACACUGCUGCUGGAAACACUAAUGACAACGGCGCUCGUAAUAACGAGUACAACAGCAAUAAAAGCAGCAACAACAGCAACGAGGCUAUUAUCCUGCUACUUCUCUACCGACACAGUGCGACAGGAAGUGAGCUGCUGUCGUGGUCAGUAUCACCAUCGGCAGCAUCAUCAGCAGCACCAGCUGGCGCUACACAAGCAACAAAGCAAACAGUUGACGUUCGAGUUGGAGCUUUAGUUGUGACAGUGGCAGUAGCUGGAGUAACAACAAAAACAAAAGCAACAGCAGUAGUGUACUAAACAGCCAUAAGGGGAUCCUGCGGAAUGUCUCAAGCAGUGGUCUUUAGUGAUAUUUUUGUUGUAGUUUUCUAUUUUUGCUUCUUUGCUUUCGAUUGCGCUUUCGUUUCAUUUACCAGAUUAUUUUAACGGUUGUUUUAGAUAUAAAUGUAUUUUUUAUUAGAGUAUCUUUAUAUAUUUUGGCCAGUUAGAGCUGUCAUCGAGCUGAGUUUAUCGAAACAGAGGCAUGAACCGAAAAACUGCUACCAGCUGCAUCAACCGAGUAAGUCUUAUAAGAGUUGGAGCCGGGAACCAAGCUCUCAUGGUAUAUUUCACGUAGCCGAUGUAGGAACUAGAGACUGCACAACUAUCUGAGGUCCGAGCACUUUGCAAGGUGCAAUCAAUCGCAAUUCUACUUUCUACUUCAGACCAAACCUGGGCUUCGACAAAGAGUUGAGAAACCCAGAUAUUGAGUCAUACUUUGAGAUUAGUAUGAACGGAAGCUGGGGUUUCAGUGGUAAUGUGAGAUAAUCCGCAGCACCACUCUUUCAGCACUGAAGUCUUAAUGAACACUGUAAGUGCAAGACGUCCGUUUGAAAAUACUGUGCCAGCCCCGGUUGGGCUUACCAAGAAAUUUCGGAGCAUAGGUCUUCGAUGCUUCCGAAUGUGCAGAUCAUACUCAUCUCACCCUUAUCAGGACCGUAAAUGAUCACCAAACAAACAGCCAAAUCUGCUCCCACAUCUCAGAUGUUAGUCAUAAUAUCAAUACCAACAACAAUGUCAGCCUUGAAGUCCAAUGUAGAGAAUUUUUGGCCAAGAGGUGAUACUUCGACUAACCAGCACCAAACUCUACAAGUACCGUACUGUUAUGGUCAUGACCUCAGAUUGGCAGAGAAAGAGACAAAUCUGUAUUGUGCUAGAAAUCAAAAAGAGGAGGAUCUGGUGGUUGUACCGGCCUUGUCCGACUAAAUGCUAAAUGGUGAAAAGAAGAAACAACUGGCGUCACUAAAUAAGCGGAAGAAAUGAAAGAGCUCGAUGAGAGCGUAAGUGUCGUCCACGUUUAGCCGAAGUUUAAAAACUUCAAAGCCGUAGUAUUUGACCCCUACCGAGGCAACCGAGAGUUGAUAGUGCGCGGAAGCCGAAGAUUUGAAGUUUAUUACCAUCGAAGACGGGCACAUUCGGAAAUACAGCCGGCCAUAUCGUCACUUCAUAUCCGACACCGAAGUUCCGCCAUCAAAGUUCCUCUAACAAACAUCGUAGCUGAUGUUACAAGCUAAAGCUGCUGCUGCCGUUGGCUAGCGACACUGUCAACCCAGCUGAUAGUAACAAGCAUAACAACAACAACAACGCUGGUAGGUUAUUACUGUAAACAUAAUGUCAGGUGCCUGGCAGCUCUUUCACAUCGCCGGGCUUGAAUGCGUUUGUCAGUGGCAGUUGCUGGACGUAAGCUCAUCAAGAACAGCAGCAAUAGCGGCAACAGCAAAAACACUGCAAUGCAAGCAUGAUUGGUAGCCGCAAAACGGAAAAAGAAACUGCGAGUGUUAAGCUCGCUAUGAGCUUUACGUCUCAUUCUUCUGGGUUUUCUUCAUUUUCUUCUUGUUCCACAAUGUCGUUCCUGCUUCUUCUCCUUCUCUUGCUUCCUUUAAAUUUAUUUUACUCUUCCACGCAGACUGCGUCUCUGCCUGCUCUGGGUCUUACUCUGAACUUUUGCAUGCAACCAACUUUAGUGACUACACAUUCUUCCUGUCUCGUGCUGACGCAUUUGAGCAAAGAAAUUCCAAGCACACACAUUGCUUCGCAGGGCUUACGGAAAUCAAAAAAAAAAAACAAAUUACAGAAGAAGACUAAGCAGAUGACGUUCCAAAUAGCUGACGUCUAAGAAAAUGUCGUUGCCAAUGAGGAAGACCACCAGGCAGUGAAACAAUCUCAUUGAGAGACUACCGUCUUUGUACAGCGACAACGCAACAUUGCAGCAAUAAAACUCUAUGGGACAUGCCACUCAAGGGAGAACUGCGUAUUGGAAAGUCCACACCCAUACAUGCGCACUCCCACACACACGCCGUUUACAAGGAAUUCCUUAGCUGCCUGGGCAUUGUUGUUGGCGCGUACUCUGAGCCCUUAUGGACAUUGGUUACUUCAUUUGCUGAUUGCUUGUCCGUACAGGAAGCGUUGUAAAUAUGUAAAAUAUUACUUGGGCUCUGGAUUCACGGUGACAUGAGAAAAGGGGCGGGGAGGGGAGGAAGUAAGCAAAUCAAAUAUUAACAAAGCACCAAAAUUACGAAGAGGCAAAAAAAGAAAAUAAAUAAAUAGGAUCAAAUUAAGCAAAUAAAUAUAGACGAUGUGCAGGCGCAACGAGUGAGACAGCCGAGGUGAAUGAUUCACUUACCGAGUAGAGAAUUGAGGCAACAGAACACAACAAACCGCUUAAAUAUUUGCAUUUCAUUUUGUUAAAAGGCCAAUGAAGUAGACAAAGAAAUGGAAUUCGUGGUAAUUCUUAAGUCGACAUCAAUUACAGUUAUACAAAAUAUUAUGCACGCAGCGCUCAGAGAGAGAGAGAGAGAUAUUUUGUAUCAUACAAAGCUCUUUUCCUUUUAAAGCUUUAUAAAAAAAAUAUUUUUAGCUCUUCUUCUUCUUAUAUCUCCAGAAAUUGUCACAAACCACCACGAGCCAAAACCAAUGUGUUUGUGCUAUACAUAAAGUUCCCGAUGUUUCUUUUGCAGUUUGGCUUAAGCGUAGUCUCAAAUCGUGGUUUUUAGGUUCCUCUCACAAAAACUGGUUGAUGCUUCUUCGAUUGAACAAUCUCUUUCUACAUUAAUUUACUUUUCGAGCUCUUUACUAAUUUUCGUUUAAGAAUAUAGUCGAAGUCUUGAGGUUCUACUUCGUCACUAGCGUCCACACCGCUUACACUCACCCGCCUUUUCGUUGCGUGACCCAUUCAUUUUAAUUGAGGAUCUACACGUCCUCUGUUAGCACCGGCAGCUCCAGCAUCGACCACAUAAUCUAGCCAGCGUAGUUGCAGGCUCUUGUUUUAGCAGUAUUCUCUUUUGUGUGGCACGUCCGUGCACAUGGUCUUAUAUAUAGAAUAGAAUGAUUGACUUUUCUGUAAGAAUCCAAAGUCUGCGGACAUUCUUCCAUUCGAUACUGCUCAAAGUUGUUCCAAAGAAAGUCUACAGUGCUUCAGAUAGGCAUUUCUGCGCAUAAGGAAUUCGAUUGCAAUUAAAGUCUAUGAAACUUCUCUUCUCAAUACAAACUCAUAGACUUGGUGAUAUGUUUGAUUAAAAACUUGAUCUGGAUUCGAUUCUCUAAUGUCACUCAAACGAAGCCACUCAAACAAAUCAGAUCAAAAAUGCUCAUCACUUUUUUUUACAUUAACUCACCGCUCAUAUUGUCUAAGAAUAUGAACCCUCAACCCUCAAAAUUCUGUUUCUAAGAUACGAAGAAUGUUCGAAACAUGCCCAGCUCACUCUGCCGCAGAAGAGAUGAGUUGGUUGAUCUGGAAAUUACAAAUCAAUGUCAAUUUCAAAGAGUUAAGUUGAUGCCCCUUUAAACUGGACAGCUUCGCUAAAGGGAGUCUUAAGCAAUCCCCAGCCUACUUGCCUUGCCAUCAUAAUCCAUGUUACCUAAGGGACUAGGUUGCUUACCUUAUCUAUUUCUAUCCUUCUUAACAAUAAGCUGGCCUCUUUAGCCUUGUUCACAUCAUGUACAUCUAUGAACUUAGUGCCUGCGAAAUAUUUUACCAAGAUUUAGAAGCUCUGUAGCAGUAAAGAUAAGUAAUGCAUGUCGUCAAUCCCUUCUUAUUCCUGCUUAAUGAUGACUAAUAACCUAGGGGUGAAUGCUAUCGGCAAAUUGUAUAUGGCGAUGUCUCAGAAAUACUCCACGUAUUGUAUGAUAAUAAUCUUUCCUCCUUUCUAAAACAGUUAUCGUACUCAUCUACAAUCUCCCAUCGACGCUCAAACUCAUCUUCACAGUUUCAGUGUAUUUUGUUUGAUACCGCGACGGUAUCGCUCAAAAGCUUACAAAACGAACGACACCGCCGACGCUUUUGGAGAGAAAGAAGAUUUUAGGCUACACUAAAAGAGACUAGAUGCCACUGGAAUGUGUCGGCUGACAGGGAACUUGCAAUCAAAAGUUUUAUGGAUGUAUCAAGAAUAACCGGCGGAGCAAGCGAUGAAAUCUAUUGCGCUAACUUAAAUCCUCGACAAUUAUUCAGAGUUCUAGGCUACAGAUUACCACAACAGCUAUACGUCUGGCGAACGGAAUAGUCAAAGUAGAGCAAAAGACACUAGAAAUCACAUGGAGUCCGAGAGAACUGUAGCAUAGUGCAUAAUCUGUGGCUUCUCCUCAUUAUUAUAAGUCCGAUAUUGAUCAACUCUAAAGAAAUGGCUGAUAUUUCAUGAAGAGAUUGGAGAUCAAUAAGCUCUGGUAGGUCCACUAAGACGAUUAAUUUUAAUACACACUGUACGUUAGAUAAAUAAUAAGAAAUUUAUUUUUGGACGGCCUAAGAAGAUAUGCAGUAACACACCUACAAUGUGCGCAUAUUUACAUAUUUUCGGGAAUUUUAACAAAAAUAAUUCAAUAUAAAUAUGAGUCAGUCAACUACAAUAAACAGAAAUCUGAUUAAUAAAUAUGAUGAUUUCACUUAACGGUAAAGAACGGCAUGAAUGGUCAAUGGCUACAGAGCAUCUAAUCACAAAAAUAAAGUAAAAGCAAACAGGUAUGAGCAGAAGUGCCGAGAGCAAGCUCCGUGACGCUACAAAAGCUGGCAGCAGGCUCUCCCUCGGGGUUGCAUGAACCACUUACUAUUGUGGAAAUUUAAAUGAAACGAAAUUAAUUCAAUGAACUGGAAACUAGCAAAGGUUUGCACCUAAAAUACGUAACGGAUUUAUGGAAUAUUUAUAUUGAUAAAAACUACUUUCAUAAUUAUAAUAAAUUUUUUAUUUUUAAAAACCAAAUUAAUCUAACAGUAUUUAAGGCCAUUAUUUAAUCAAAGAAAUCUUUGGAUGAUUUUUAGUUUUCAA